GAAGACAUUCAAAAUUCACGACAUGAACGACACCAUGAGUUUUAAAGAAGACCAACAAUCAAGAACCUGGCCCUAUGAAGAAGACAAAGAAGCCCAGCAUCACGCCAUGCAACUGAUUAGCUCCUCGGUGGUGCCCAUGGCGUUGAAAGCAGCUAUUGAACUCGGUGUGUUCGAGAUCAUACAGAGUGCUGGACCUGGUGCGCUGCUGUCUUCUUCCCAGAUUGCUUCCCAACUUCCGUCUCAGAGUAAUCCGAAAGCUCCAACGAGCCUUGACCGAAUCCUUCGGCUUUUAGCUAGCCACUCCAUCCUCACUUUCUCCAUUGUAACCGACCAAAAUGGUGGCCAAAUUGACAGGCUUUAUGGUUUGGCACCUGUUGCCAAAUACUUCAUCAGAAGCCCAAGUGGAGGUUCUUUGUCUCCCCUGUUAGACUUAUAUCAGGACAAGGUCACCCUACAUUCCUGGUACCAGCUGAAAGAUGCAGUCCUACCGGGAGAGAAUCCAUUUACAAAGACACAUGGAAUGAAGAUCAACGAGUAUCUCCGCAACGAUUCGAGGUUCGAAGACGUCUUCAACGUCGCUAUGAUCAAUUACAACAAGUUGUUCGUCAAAGAAAUGUUGGAAAGCUACCGGGGCUUCGACGGCUUGAAUUCGUUGGUCGAUGUAGGCGGCGGCAACGGUUUUAUUCUCCACAGUAUUGUUUCCAAGUACCCUUCCAUCAAGGGUAUUAACUUUGAUCUGCCACGUAUAAUUGACAAGUCACCUUCCUACCCUGGAGUUGAGAAUGUGGCCGGAGAUGCUUUCGAGACCGUACCGAAAGGUGACGCCAUUUUCACCAAGUGGCUACUCCAGCACUUUGACGACAAGCGAUUGGUGGAGUUACUCAAGAAUUGCUACGAAGCAUUACCGGCAAGCGGGAAAGUGAUCGCAGUGCAGAUGGUGAUCCCCGAAGUCCCCGACGCCAAUGUCUCGUAUAAAAGCGCGUAUCAGUUCGAUGUGUACACAUUGAGCAUGAAUGAAGGCGCAAAGGACAGGACAGAAAGGGAAUACGAGAGCUUGGCAAAGGAAGCAGGCUUUUCUCGGUUUCGAGUGGCAUGUUGCAUCUUCGGUUUUUCGGUCAUAGAGUUCUACAAAAACAUGUGAGAUCGGAGAA
Hibiscus syriacus is the source of this 1151-nucleotide messenger RNA. Its product is annotated as caffeic acid 3-O-methyltransferase 1-like. Gene Ontology annotation, molecular function: S-adenosylmethionine-dependent methyltransferase activity; O-methyltransferase activity; protein dimerization activity. The coding region runs from base 23 to 1141 and encodes 372 amino acids. The record is from RefSeq and is a predicted model, not a curated record. NCBI's taxonomy places the organism in Eukaryota, Viridiplantae, Streptophyta, Magnoliopsida, Malvales, Malvaceae. Gene Ontology annotation, biological process: methylation. The transcript has 3 exons.